Messenger RNA from Sinocyclocheilus anshuiensis, 786 nucleotides. RefSeq names its product lysosome-associated membrane glycoprotein 3. The record is from RefSeq and is a predicted model, not a curated record. NCBI's taxonomy places the organism in Eukaryota, Metazoa, Chordata, Actinopteri, Cypriniformes, Cyprinidae. Gene Ontology annotation, biological process: establishment of protein localization to organelle. Gene Ontology annotation, cellular component: lysosomal membrane; late endosome membrane; plasma membrane. Bases 1 to 786 code for a protein of 261 amino acids. The transcript has 6 exons.
AUGACUCACGCAAGUUACCACACCGCUUUGCUUCUUCUGCUGUCUUCCAUGCAUCGGCUAGUAAGCUCUCUAGCCUCAAACCCUCUUCAACUUUCAGCUACAGCGGACGAAGUUCCUGCCAUCAUCAACAGUGAUCCUCCCAUUACGAAUCUGUCCCAGAGACCCGUUCUCCAGCCCAAAGAAAGCAUCCCGCCUGAGUUUCUGUACACCUUGAGGAGCCCUCAGGGCAAAGUGUGUGUGCGGGCCAGUUUGGGAGUGGAGUACAUGGUGCGAGAGAACAAAAAGAAGUAUUAUUUCAACGUGAAUCCCAGCUUUACACGAGUCAGGGGAGAAUGUGGGAGCCAAAAGUCUGUUUUCUCACUGGAGUUUGAUGGUGGACAUCUGGAGUUCACUUUCAUCAAGGAAGGUGAUCUCUCCUAUGUGAAUACUGUCAGAGGUCUUCUGAGACCUGUUCCCCCUUGUAAAAAUUGCCAGACUAAGGCCUACGUAGGAGUUGUAAAUCACGAAAAGCUAUUCAAAGCAAAAAAUGGCCUAAGCUUCCAAUGCAAGUCUCAGACAACUCUGAUACUGGCAAGCUACUUCGGAGUCAAACUGGUGCCACUCCAGAUUCAAGCCUUUGAUCUGAAUAAUGAAGCGUUUGGAAAAGAGGUUGAGUGCUGGGAUGAUUACAACAAGCGCAUGAUCCCCAUUAUUCUUGGUGCUGUAGCUGCAGCCGUUUGCCUCAUUGCCAUUCUGACGUAUGUGCUCGUCAGAGAACGCCGUAACCAAGGCUACGAACAACUCUGA